Mus musculus (house mouse) is the source of this 456-nucleotide messenger RNA. RefSeq names its product predicted gene, 51612. The record is from RefSeq and is a predicted model, not a curated record. The transcript has 2 exons. NCBI's taxonomy places the organism in Eukaryota, Metazoa, Chordata, Mammalia, Rodentia, Muridae. Bases 20 to 421 code for a protein of 133 amino acids.
CCUUCUCCUCUUUCUAGAGAUGCUCACCACCAGGUGCGCCGCGAAGCUUCUGCUUCUCAGACCUGCGAUCAACCCAGAAGGAUGGGGAUGCCGGGGUCUAUGGGAAGCUGUCGCGGGGCGCAUGCUCCUACUCCCCGAGGGUCUCCGCCCGGGCCCGCCGCCCCCUCCCUGUCCGGCCGCGCCGCUGCGCACACCAGGACGGCCACCUGCAGCCUCGGCCUGCGCUGCCGACGGCCCGGGUGGCGGCCACGGGACCCCGACGACGGGCUCCGCGGGUCCGGUCCGCCGUCCCCCUCACCUGCUCCGCUCUUCCUCCUCCUGCUGCUUUCCGCGCCGCCCGGGCCCGCGUGCUCUGCGCCACCAGGAGCUGCGCCACCAGGAACAGGUGCCUCCGUUAGGGAUGGCGGGCUGGAGAGAGUGAGCGAGGGCAGGUCCGAGACCCAGCGAGGGGUGUGA